Messenger RNA from Centropristis striata (black sea bass), 1614 nucleotides. Its product is annotated as scavenger receptor cysteine-rich type 1 protein M130-like. Lineage: Eukaryota; Metazoa; Chordata; Actinopteri; Perciformes; Serranidae. Gene Ontology annotation, cellular component: membrane. The transcript is spliced from 6 exons. The coding region runs from base 100 to 1455 and encodes 451 amino acids. The record is from RefSeq and is a predicted model, not a curated record.
GAGUCCUCAGGGAGAUCUGUGUGGUGGAUCAAUUCUGGCUGUGUUCAGUCUGGAUCUGCUCUGAGGGAGUGUGUAACAUCAUGGCUCUCUUUAUCCUCCAUGGAUCUCACCUGCUCAGACUCUAUCAGGCUGGUGAAUGGGACCAGUCUGUGCUCAGGCAGACUGGAGGUGAAGUCUGACCAGUCUAACCAGAGCUGGUCCACAGUGUGUGAAGCUGACUUUGACCAGCAGGAUGCAGAGGUUGUCUGCAGGGAGCUUGGCUGUGGGGCUCCUUCAGUCCUCCAGGGGGCGCUCUAUGGAGAUGUGGAGACUCCAAUGUCGACAAAAGAGUUCCAGUGUGGAGGAAAUGAGUCUGCUCUCCUGGACUGUAGAAGCUCAGGAUCAGAUAGAAACACAUGCUCACCUGGCAGAGCUGUUGGACUCACCUGCUCAGAAUCUGAUAGUUUGAGGUUGGUGGGAGGAGACAGUCGCUGUGCAGGAACACUGGAGGUGAAACAGGGCGAGUGGAGACCAGUGGAUGGCACUGACUGGUCCCUGAAGGAAGCAGAUCUUGUCUGUACAAAGUUAGACUGUGGCUCUGCUGUUUCUAUAACACGGAGAGAGGAGUCCUCAGAGAGAUCUAUGUGGAGGAUUAGGUCUGAUUGUGUUCAUUCUGGAUCUGCUCUGAGGGAUUGUGUAACAUCAUCACUGAGUUCUUCCCCCUUCCUUAAUAUCACCUGCUCAGAUUCUGUCAGGCUGGUGAAUGGGACCAGGUUGUGCUCAGGCAGACUGGAGGUGAAGUCUGACCAGUUAAACCAGAGCUGGUCUUCAGUGUGUGAAACUGACUUUGACCAGCAUGAUGCAGAGGUGGUCUGCAGGGAGCUUGGCUGUGGGGCUCCUUCAGUCCUCCAGGGGGCGCUCUAUGGAGAAGUGGAGAUUCCAAUGUGGACCAAAGAGUUCCAGUGUGGAGGAAAUGAGUCUGCUCUCCUGGACUGUAGAAGCUCAGGCUCAGAUAGAAACACCUGCUCACCUGGCAGAGCUGUUGGACUCACCUGCUCAGAUCCUGUAUGGUUGGUGGUAGGAGACAGACGCUGUGCAGGAACACUGGAGCUGAAACGUCAGGGAGAGUGGAGACCAGUGGAGGGCUCUGACUGGAACCUAAAAGGAGCAGAUGUUGUCUGCAGAAAGUUAGACUGUGGCUCUGCUGUUUCUGUAGCACGGAGAAAGGAGUCCUCAGAGAGAUCUAUGUGGAGGAUCAGGUCUGACUGUGUUCAGUCUGGAUCUGCUCUGAGGGAGUGUGUAACAUCACUGCGUUCUUCCUCCUUCCUGAAUCUCACCUGCUCAGAAUCUUUCCAGUUUCUCUGUGUGGAGAUCAAAGACUGUGGAGUUCCUCAGCAGAAGGAACAGAACAGACAAUAUGCAGAUUAUGAUGUUGUGUUGUUUGUAAUCAUGUUGAAAGUAUUCAAAAAUGGAUAACAACUAGGGAUGGGUACCUUUCACAUUUGAACCGAUACGGUACCGAUACCCGGUACCUGGGAAUCGGUAUCGGUACUCAGCGGUGCCAACUUUCGGUACUUUUGCAUUUGUUUAUGUGGUAAUAAAUGUUAAUUUGUUUAAUAAUAAAAUCAAUUUUUU